AUGAUGAUACUUCUCUGGGCUGUUUUGGCGGGGGCCAAUGCCGCUUCCAUUAUGGGCUGGUCUGGGGACCAGACGCCAAUAACUCCGUUCGAAAAGCCUCUGAUCUCUUCUGAGGGCAUCCUAGAAUUGAUUAAUGAAGAUGAUCUCAAAGAUUAUGCCAAUAAAUUUUACAGCGCCGCAGAAAAGAGUGUUCCCACCCAUGGACAUCCCACACGGGUCAUUGGAUCAGCCGGCCAUAACGCCACAAUUCAGUUAAUCACCGAUACUCUUGAGGAGCUUGAGGGCUUCUAUAAGGUUUCAACCCAGCCGUUUCUGGCUAUUGGUGGCAGAGUUCACAACUAUAGUGUUGUUGACGACGAUAAAGUUGUACCUAGCCGCCCCGUUCGGUUGACUCCUGCAACUGACGGCCCUGUCUCAGCCCCCAUUUUCAAGGUGCAGGGCUAUGGUUGUAUCAAUCGUGAUUUUGAUGGUGCAGAGGGCGCUAUUGCUCUGGUGCCUCGCGGCAAAUGUGCGUUUGGUGCCAAGUCAGAAUUUGCCGGUUUGGCAAACGCAAAGGCUCUUUUAAUUUAUGAUCCCGAGCAAGUCGAUGACGGACUUGUAUCUGGCGACUUGGGCACACCCUUGGAACACCAAAUCCCCUCCUUAAUUGUUGAUUUGGAUUGGGCCAAAUCGGUCGCCGAAGGAACACAAGUCACGGUUGAGGUAGACUCGGAAAUUUACAAUCAAAUGACAUUCAACAUCAUUGCAGAGUCUGUUGAUGGCGAUCAUGACAAUGUCGUCAUGCUGGGUGCUCAUUCUGACUCUGUCGAGGCCGGACCUGGAAGCAACGAUAAUGGCAGUGGUGCUAUUGCUCAACUCAAUGUUGCCAGGGCUCUGUCUCAUUUCAAAUUGAAAAAUGCUGUCCGGUUUGCCUGGUGGGCCGCUGAAGAAGAAGGGCUCUUGGGUUCAUUGUAUUAUACCGAUAAUCUGCCUAUUUCAGAGUCGAAAAAGAUCCGCUUGUUCAUGGACUACGACAUGAUGGCUUCGACCAACUACAUUUACGAGAUUUACAAUAGCAACAAUGAAGACAACCCUUUAGGCUCUAGCGAGCUCAGAGAGAUGUAUGUUGACUUUUUCUCCAAAGAGGGCCACAAUUCUAAGCUUCAGCCCUUCGACGGCCGUAGUGACUAUGUGGGAUUCUUGGAGCUGGGUAUUCCCUCGAGCGGCUUCGACUCCGGCGUGGAGGAAAUCAAGACAGAAGAUGAUGUCGAGAACUUUGGCGGUGAGGCAGGCAUUGCUUAUGACACCUGUUAUCACCAGGCCUGCGACAACCUCGACAAUCUCAAUUACGAACCCUGGCUUGUAAACACUCGAGCAAUCGCUCAUUCCGUUGCAGUAUACGCCUCGUCCUUGGAAGGCUUCCCUGAACGUGAUGUUUCGGCUUUGUAUUAUGGUAAACCACACUUACGACCCAACUACUUCAUUUAA
Wickerhamiella sorbophila is the source of this 1467-nucleotide messenger RNA. Its product is annotated as Aminopeptidase Y. Gene Ontology annotation, biological process: proteolysis. The transcript has a single exon. NCBI's taxonomy places the organism in Eukaryota, Fungi, Ascomycota, Dipodascomycetes, Dipodascales, Trichomonascaceae. Gene Ontology annotation, molecular function: metalloexopeptidase activity. The coding region runs from base 1 to 1467 and encodes 488 amino acids. The record is from RefSeq and is a predicted model, not a curated record.